Molecule: messenger RNA, 2873 nt
Organism: Solea senegalensis (Senegalese sole)
Lineage: Eukaryota; Metazoa; Chordata; Actinopteri; Pleuronectiformes; Soleidae
Gene: pld3
Product: phospholipase D family, member 3
Exons: 12
Coding region: 209-1672 (487 amino acids)
Molecular function (GO): catalytic activity
Source: RefSeq, a predicted model, not a curated record
AGUCACAUGAUCACAUCUCGUCUCCACUGUGCUGUUUCUACUUUCUCCCGGCCGUGAGUGAGUUUGUGUUUUGUUUUUGUUUUGUUUUGCAUUUAACAUUUAAAAUAAUCCUCUUUAAACGUGACCCAGCGGAGAAUAGAUACACUUUAAUGAACCCGGACGUUAAGAAACAGCUGCAGAGCAUCACCUGACACGGCUGACGCCACAGAUGUUUGUGAAUGUGAGAAUGGACCUCCCUUACAAUCAGCUGAUGAAUGUGGAGCAGAGAAGACAAGACAACAGGAGAGCACUGCUGUACUCCAGGUGUCUGUUAUCACUGGCUACUUUAGCUACUAUGCUGCUGACCGCCAUGGCAGUCUACAACCUCCUGACCCCGAGGGUUGUCUCGUCCCACCGUGCUCCGAGCGGCAGCCUCCAUCUGCCUAAGGGCGAACCCUGCUCCGACCCCUGCAAGUUUGUUUUGCUGGAGAGCAUCCCUGAAGGGCUGGAGUUCAACUCCAGCACCACUCACCCCUCCAUCUUCCAGGCCUGGCUCAAUCUGAUGGACGAGGCUCGCAGCAGCGUCGACAUCGCCUCCUUCUACUGGACGCUCACCAACAAAGACACCGGGACCCAGGAGCCGACAGCUUAUCAGGGAGAGACCAUCCUGAAAAAGCUCGCUGAGCUCUCAGGGAAGUUGUCUGUUCGUAUCGCAGUCAACACGCCACAGCAUCGUCAACCUCAGUAUGACCUACAGCUGCUCAAUAACUCAGGAGCCGACAUCAGGACGGUUAAUAUGAGAGAACUGACCACAGGCGUCCUUCACACCAAGUUCUGGGUGGUGGACAAGAAGCACAUUUACAUCGGCAGUGCCAACAUGGACUGGAGGUCCCUCACACAGGUGAAGGAGCUGGGUGCAGUGGUCUACAACUGCAGCUGUCUGGCUGCAGACUUGGGUAAGAUCUUUGAAGCCUACUGGUUUCUAGGUGAGAGUAAGUCCAUCCCAUCACCGUGGCCCAACAGAUUCUCUACCCUCUACAACAAGGACACGCCUCUCCAGCUGCCACUCAACAACACGCCAGCCAGCGUUUACCUGUCGAGUUCCCCUCCGUCCUUCUGUGCAGCUGGUCGAACUCCAGACCUUCAGUCCAUCCUCAGUGUGAUGGAGGACGCUCAGAGCUUCGUCUACAUCGCAGUCAUGAACUACCUGCCCACCAUGGAGUUUUCACAACCUAAAAGGUACUGGGCAGACAUCGACACCCAGCUGAGGAGAAUUGCAUAUGAGAAGCGUGUUAAAGUUCGCCUGCUCAUCAGCUGUUGGGCGAGCACUCAGCCUGUCAUGUUCUCCUUCCUCAAGUCUCUGGCCUCAGUGUAUGAACCCAAGAGCAAACUGGACAUCCAGGUGAGGCUGUUUGUGGUGCCUGCCAGCGCAGAGCAGAAGGAGAUUCCCUACGCCAGAGUCAACCACAACAAGUACAUGGUCACUGACAAGAUAGCUUAUAUAGGUACAUCUAACUGGUCAGGUGACUACUUUGUGAGCACCGCAGGCUCAGCGUUGGUCGUCAACCAGACGGCAUCACAGUCUGUGGAGCCUACCAUCCAAUCACAGCUGAAGGCUGUUUUUGAGCGGGACUGGAGCUCCGACUACACCACUCCUCUCACCCAACACUCAAACCUCAAAGUUAUCUGUUAGUUACUACAAACUGUAAAAAUGUUACAACGCUGUAGCUGCACAAUCAUAAUGUUCACGUCUUGCCAUCCAAUAGCAUUUACUCAAAUAUCUAAAUAUGUACAAAGGAAACCCCUGGAUGAAAACACUUGAUUGUUACAUUAACUUGGCACAAAAUACAGUUAAAGCUGGAAACACAUUGUUUGGUUUGACCGUAGGUGUGAAUGUGAAUGGUUGUUUGUCUCUCUGUGGCCCUGUGAUGGACUGGCGACCUGUCCAGGGUGUACCCCGCAUUUCGCUCUAUAUCAGCUGGGAUUGGCACCAGCAACCCCUGCGACCCUCAUGUGGAGGAUAAAGUGGUAGAAGAUGAGUGUGUGAGUGAAUAAAUGUUUGACCCACCACUCAUUACUCAGACACUUGGCAGAGGAGUUUGGUUCAAUGGGAGCUUUAAUGGAGGUAUAUGACCCUUAAAAAUGGAAAAUUCAAAAUGGCUGUAGGACGUGUUGCACCGUUACAGCCACACAAGCCAUCUGCCAAAGCCCCCAUGAUGGGCCAUGGCGUUACAUAAGAAGUAUUCACCUCGAUAAUGUGCUUUAAGUAUUUGAUGGGAAAAAGGACACGAUUUUCUCGAAUCAUCACAAAUGAGUUUGAUGGGAAACUAUUGCUAGCUAUUGAAGUUGACCUAGCAUUCAGACUACAUGAGUGUGUAAUAAACCAGAUUUAUUUGUUAAUUUACUGUGCAAUAACUUCAGAUGAACACCAACACAUGUCCCACUUUUGUAACAUGUCACCAGCAGAGAUAAAGAAGGAAAGUCACCUUUAAAACAAAAACCCUUUAGGUGUCACUAAUCCAUCAUCAAGGUCACUGACAGCUCAGGUUAUUGGUCAUUUCCUUUUGUUAAAGAUCUGUUAUGAGCUUUUUCUUAUGUGGAAAUCCAACCUCUAUGGUUUUUGUUUUUUUUAAUCCGACCUCAUCUCAGGGAGUAAAUAUUGUGUGUUUUCUGACUGGAUCUUUUAAAUUAGCUGGAAUCAGUGGUGUGCUGUGAAUAAGCUUUUUUUUCUUUCUAUUUUUUUUUAAAUACUCAAGUCUUCAGAAAUGUUUCAGUUUUAUUCCAUUCAUCAACCAAUUUGAAUUUCCACUGUGUGGAGUGAUGUUAAAAUUAUAAGUAAAGAGAUGGUUGUUAUCUCCUUAUGAAUAAAUUACUCUGAUUUUUGAUUCCUCAAA